AUGUCAGUUCACGAACUGCAACGAUUGGCAGAGCAGAAGCGAAUCGCCGAAAUGCAACAACAACCGAUGGAUGUGGAGAGAAGAGAGUUGGUGCUGAUGAUUCGUAAUUUGAGGAGAAUCAUCCGAGAGUUCGAUGAAAUCUUGUUGAGAAACGAACGAAAUGGCGUUGAGACCUCACCCGAAUGGUCACGUCAACGUCAGGUUUGUGUAGAGCGUUGUAAUCGUUACCAGUUGCUGCUGGACAGCUUUGACAGACCGAGGUUCGGUUUGGUGUUAUUUGUUUGUUGGUAUUAUCCCUUAUUGAUGUGA
Anisakis simplex (herring worm) is the source of this 309-nucleotide messenger RNA. The record is from the annotation of a GenBank genome assembly. Lineage: Eukaryota; Metazoa; Nematoda; Chromadorea; Rhabditida; Anisakidae.